AUGGUGAUAACAAUCACAAUUCGGGAACUUCUAUUUCCAGUUUCAUUUCUCUUGCUUCUUCCAUGUGAAGCAGUUGCUGCAACACUUGGAAUCUGCUAUGGCCGUGUUGCCAACAACCUCCCACCAACCUUGGAAGUGAUCAACAUUCUCAAAACCAAUGGCAUUUCGAAUGUCCGAAUCUUCGAUCCUCAUCCGUUUACUUUACAGUCAUUUUCAGGCACCGGGAUCAAUCUCAUGACCGGUGUCCCUAAUGAAGCCCUCCCUUCACUUGCCUCAGGCACACCUGCCUCUGCACUCCAAUGGCUCCAAACCAACAUAUUCGCGCAUAUUGUUCCGAGCCAAAUCCGAUAUAUUGCGGUUGGAAAUGAGGUACUCCUUAAAGACUCAUUCUAUUCUCCCUAUCUUGUACCCGCUAUUGUUAACCUUUACCAAGCACUUAAAAUGCUAAACCUUGAUGGUACAAUCAAGUUAUCCUCCCCUCAAGCAGCAUCCGUGCUCUCUGUAUCCUACCCUCCCUCGCUCGGAGCCUUUGAUCCUUCCCUUCGUGCUGUCUUGCGCCCUUUACUGAGUUUCUUGCAUGAGACGAAAUCACCAUUCAUGGUCAACGUGUAUCCAUACUUCAGCUACACAAGCAGUAGGUCGAAUCAAGUAACGUUGGACUACGCGUUGUUUAGAAGCAAUGACAUGGUUCAAGACGGCCAGUUGAUGUAUGGCAAUCUGUUUGAAGCGAGCUUAGAUGCAGUGGUUCAUGCAAUGGAGAAAGAAGGGUUUGCAGAAGUCGAGGUGGUCGUGUCGGAGACAGGGUGGCCAAAGGGCGGAGGGGAGGCAGCCAGCGUGGAGAAUGCACUGGCUUACAACGAGAAUGUGGUGAGGAGAGUAGUGGGAAAUGUAGGGACACCAAGGAGGCCUGGGGUGGGAAUUGAGGUUUACUUGUUUGAUCUGUUUGAUGAGAAUGGGAAAGGUGGAGAUGAGUGUGAGAAGCAUUUUGGGAUAUUUGGACUUGAUGGUGUCAAGGCCUAUGAUCUUAGAUUUAAUUCAGAAAAUUAA
This is a messenger RNA of Gossypium raimondii (Peruvian cotton), 1047 nucleotides long. RefSeq names its product glucan endo-1,3-beta-glucosidase. Gene Ontology annotation, molecular function: hydrolase activity, hydrolyzing O-glycosyl compounds. The record is from RefSeq and is a predicted model, not a curated record. Lineage: Eukaryota; Viridiplantae; Streptophyta; Magnoliopsida; Malvales; Malvaceae. Gene Ontology annotation, biological process: carbohydrate metabolic process. The transcript has 2 exons. Gene Ontology annotation, cellular component: plasma membrane. The coding region runs from base 1 to 1047 and encodes 348 amino acids.